This is a messenger RNA of Paramuricea clavata, 228 nucleotides long. The record is from the annotation of a GenBank genome assembly. NCBI's taxonomy places the organism in Eukaryota, Metazoa, Cnidaria, Anthozoa, Malacalcyonacea, Plexauridae.
AUGGUAAGGGAUGUAUUUGAAGAUUUUGAGUUUAGUGAAUGUGACUCCAGUGACUUGGAUGAUUUACAAGAAUUGGACCUUGACUUUGAUUUUGAUUUUGAAUAUGGUGGAGAAUAUGGUGGAGAAUAUGGAUAUGGCAGCAAUGGAAGUAGUUCUGAGUCUGGUUCAUCUGUUGAGUCAUUAUGCUCUGAUGUGUCAAAUGUGUCUGGCGUUGCCAAGUUUGAUUGA